AUGCCAGCCCCAACAGCUCCCCCAGCUGCGGCUGUCGCCGCACAAGAAGGCGAGAGUGGCAUGAAUCCAAUGCUCAAAUCCGCAGUUCAAGGGCUCGCCAUCUUCUUCGGCAUGCAAUUUGUAAUGAACAAUGUCUUGGGUAUGGGAAAGAACAAAGCAGCGAACACAACAGUGACGGAUGAAUCUGGCACCGUUAUUUCAGUGCCUGCGAACACGGCCGAAAUUCCACCAUACCACGAUCGACCCGAAUUUCUAAACGAUGGCGCAACGUGGAAUGCGGUUCCUCAGCGCAUUGCGCCUAUGUGGCCGCUGAAUAGCCCGUUGGAUAUUACGAUUGUUGUUUCGCCUACGUUUGCUAUCCAGCCGAUUUCCAAGGUCGAGAAGGAAAGGAAGAUUGUGGAAGAGGUUGCAUUUAACUAUGGCGAUUUCAAAGAGAAUCGGGUUAUUGAUACGAGUUUUGCUGUGCCGAAGGAGGUGCAAAAUAAUGGGACACUAUGGGCUCAUUUCUUUAUUGGACUUACCGGCACUGAGUUGGAUCCCCAGGCAUCUGGAUAUGACACCAGCAAAGCGUACCAUUUCGUUCAUCCCUUGACGCAGUAUAUUACUCAGAAGAAAGUAAAGAAGACGAAGAAUCUUCUUUCAGCUUCGGAAAAGAAUGAGGAGGAGGAGGAAGAGGUUCCGACUGGACCGAUUAUAACUUCACAUUAUCAUCCUAAUAUCUCAAUGUCGUUCAUCCCAGAUUCUGGAGUUAUUAGCUUUCCCCAGAUGGCGCCAGCAACACGUCAAUACCUCCGGUUGGAAGCUACGGGAGCAAGAGAUGGUACCGGACAGAAUGGAUGGUACUAUCCCAUCUUAUUUGUCAACACGUUCUGGCAACUCAAAUCCCACAUGACCACGUUGAACUCUACUGUCACUCGAUUACCGAUUCACAUCGAUUUAUACAAUCUUGCAAACUGGAAAUUCAGCAUUCUCUCGACCAUGGACGAAGGCUCGAAGCAAGCCGCCAGAAAUGCUGCCGCUGGUGUUUCCUCGCCAGGUGGUGGAGAUGGAAGCGAGUUCGAAAUGAUUAAGGAGGUCUUACUUGAUACCAAUCCAUGGCUUCUUGGCACUACGGUCAUUGUCAGUGUUUUCCAUAUGAUUUUCGAAAUGCUUGCUUUCAAGUCCGAUAUCAGCCAUUAUCGUAACAAGAAGAAUAACGUUGGCAUCUCCGUUCGCUCUAUUCUCGCCAAUGUCUUCAUGCAAGGAGUGAUCUUCUUGUACUUGAUGGACAACAAUGAAAAUACUAGUUGGAUGAUCCUCUUCAGUCAAGGCAUGGGUAUUGUGCUAGAAUUUUGGAAGAUUACAACUGUUGUCAACGUCCGUAUCCGAGACGCUCCAGGCUCUUUCAUUCCAUACCGCAUUGCUUUCGAAGACAAGCACGUGCUCUCUGAAACUGAACAAAAGACCAAGGAAUACGACGAGGUUGCAUUCAAGUACUUGUACAUGGUAGCAAUUCCUCUUUUGCUUGCUUAUGCAGGUUACUCUUUGUACUAUGAAACUCACAAAUCAUGGUACUCGUUCGUCAUCGCCACUCUCGUUGGCUCUGUCUACGCAUACGGCUUCCUUAUGAUGGUUCCAUCACUUUACAUCAAUUACCGCCUCAAGUCCGUGGCGCACAUGCCUGCAAGGGCCAUGACCUACAAGUUUCUCAACACUUUCAUCGAUGAUCUUUUCGCUUUCACGAUCAAGAUGCCUACACUACAUCGUCUGGCGACGUUGAGAGACGACGUCAUCUUCUUCGUCUACCUCUAUCAGAGCUGGAAGUAUAAAAUUGACUACACUCGUGUCAACGAAUUUGGUCAAGGUGGUGACGAUGAGGAGCUAGAAGAGAAGAUUGCGAAUAAGCCUUUGAGCGCACCUCCUGGAGCAGAUGCUAGUGUUGAGGUUGGGAGCGAGGGAGCCGCGAAGGCUGAUAAGGCUGCUGAUCAGGUUAUUGCUAAGGCGAGUGGGAGCGCCAAGAAGGGAAAUGCUACUAAGAGAAAGUAG
This is a messenger RNA of Glarea lozoyensis ATCC 20868, 2025 nucleotides long. RefSeq lists its product as uncharacterized. Lineage: Eukaryota; Fungi; Ascomycota; Leotiomycetes; Helotiales; Helotiaceae. The transcript has 3 exons. The record is from RefSeq and is a predicted model, not a curated record. Gene Ontology annotation, cellular component: endomembrane system; membrane. Bases 1 to 2025 code for a protein of 674 amino acids.